AUGGUCGCUGAUACUCUCCUCUCUGAUAUCACCGACUCUGUUUUCGACCUUAUUGUGCUCCCCAUACAUACCAGAUCCUGGUUUCGCUUAGGACGAAGCUCCGGUAAAUACAAUAUCGAGUUAGUAGUAACCAGGAGCGGAUUUAGCAGCAAUUUCAAGCUCAUAUAUUUGCGAAAGGACCCAAAGCUGGGUAUUGGAGCUCCGGUUUUCAUGGCCACCUUUCUCGAGCAUCUCGCCGCCAAAUUUAGCAGGAAAAGAGAUAAGAAAAGGGAAAUUGGAAGUUUAGUACCUGCAGCAGCUUAA
Molecule: messenger RNA, 303 nt
Organism: Microthlaspi erraticum
Lineage: Eukaryota; Viridiplantae; Streptophyta; Magnoliopsida; Brassicales; Brassicaceae
Source: the annotation of a GenBank genome assembly